AUGUCUUCCCUUCCCCAGCCAACACUGUGCAGGCUCCGGACUCACCAGUGGUGCUUCAUCCUCUUUAAUGUCCUGCUUUUCCACGUGCUGCUCUUCGGGGCGGAUUUACUGGAGGAAUAUUUCCUGCACUCCUUUCCCCUGUCCUACACCGAUGCAAAGACUCUGGAGAUCAGGGAGAGGGCCAGGAAGCUGGACAUGGAUCCCCUAAAGGCCAACCUCUCUCACUCUGUCAGCAGUGCAGUGACAUGCUCGGACCAAGAGGUGUUUUUGCUCAUCCUCGUCCACAGCAGCCCAAAAAACAGGACAAGGCGCGACACGAUCAGGCAGACGUGGGGCAACGUGACAGACACCAGAGGUUACACCAUCCUCACUCUGUUUGCUGUAGGAAAGGCAGCUUCAGAAAGCACCCAGCUGGAGAUCAGUGAAGAGGCUCACAAGCACAGGGACAUUAUUGAAGGUGCUUUCAUCGAUUCCCCGCAGACACAGACACAGAAGAUGCUGCUGAGCGUGGAGUGGGCGGUGACUUUCUGUCCCCGGGCGAGAUUUAUCCUCGAAGCAGACGAGGACGUGUUUGUGGGUGUUCCAAGCCUGGCUGGGUACCUGCUGAGCUUAACACAACUAGAGGACAUCUACCUUGGGAGGGUCAUUCAUCAGGGAGUGCCUGACAGGGACCCCCAAAGCCCUGCCUUCGUUCCCCCCCAUCAGUAUCCCGAGGAGUUUUACCCGGAUUUCUGCCACGGCAGCGCCUUCGUCAUAUCCCAGGACGUCGCCCGCAAGGUUUACGUGGCUGCCAAGGAGGUGCCACUGUCAGUGCCCCCAGAUAUUUUUGUGGGAAUCUGUGCUAAGAAAGCUGGGAUCACUCCCAUGCACAGCUCCCGCUUUUCUGGGGGGAAGCACAUCAGCUACAAUCGAUGCUGCUAUAAAUUCAUCUUCACCUCUUCCAACGUGAAGGAGGACGAGCUAUUUAAAGCCUGGGAGGAAACAAGCAGUGGGGAAGAUUGUUCCUUGCUGGAAACCUACUACAGCCUGGUGUCCUGCAGGGUUCUGACCUACAUUGACAAGUUCAAGCAGUUCAACUUGGAUAGAAUAAAAAAUGAGGUUCUUCAUUUUGUCAAUUAAGGCUUAGCUUUGACGAAGAAAGGCUGAAUUUUCUUUUUGGCAGCUGCUUUAUCCUGUAACAUUCAGCAGUAGUGAUGCCCUCCCAAAGUCAGGUCUCCUCCCUUCAACAGCAAAUGAAUUCCCAGAGCUACAGUGUGUGACAGCAGCAAAAUGGAUGUACUCUAUGUAAGUACCUACAAGUGCAUGCAUAUAAGUAAAGUAAGAGUAUUCCAAGAAACUGUCUGUCUCCAGUGUUUUUCAGACUUUUGAGUCCUCAAAACACCUUCUCCACUUUUUAUCCAAGUGAAGCAUCACCAGCUUAUAAAGAAUUUUGUACCAAAGGGGAAGCUUUCCACUCACAGAAGGAGCUGCUUCUGAGCAGGCUGGUUUACAGCACUAGGGAAAGGGAGAGGAGCAGACACUGAGCCAGCAUGGAAAUGGCUCAGGGAGAUUCCAGGCAAGAAAUCCAACUUGCCUGUUAAAGAAUCUUGUAUUUCUGUCAGUCAUGGCUUCAGAGACACACUGACAAGGCAGCUCCAGGACACAGAAGCACGCUGGAGAACAGCGCCAGCAGCAAGGGUAGAACAGAUUCACCAGCAAACUGGUAACACCAACAUCAUUAAAAAUGGAAAAAUUCCCCAAAGCAGGAACAAGUCCCAGAACACAAAACCCAUCCACACCUCCCUCCUCCAGAUAAACUCUUCCAUGUCCACUCUUUCAGCAGCAGGACCAGCUGGUCAGGUUUGUCCUACAACUGAGACACCCAUGUACCUCUGACAGCCCCAGCUACUCUUCCCACUGGGAUUAAAGGACUUGGAGGUGUGUUCCCAAGGACCCACAAUUCUGAAAUACCAAGUUAUUCUGCUUGUUAACUUUGGCCAAAUGUUGAGUUUUGGUUUGGGGUUUUCUGUGUGGGUUUGUUUUGUUCUUUAAACUAAAAGUUUAGCGUGUUA
Pseudopipra pipra is the source of this 2051-nucleotide messenger RNA. RefSeq names its product beta-1,3-galactosyltransferase 9 (gene B3GALT9). Gene Ontology annotation, cellular component: Golgi membrane. NCBI's taxonomy places the organism in Eukaryota, Metazoa, Chordata, Aves, Passeriformes, Pipridae. Gene Ontology annotation, molecular function: hexosyltransferase activity. The transcript has a single exon. The coding region runs from base 1 to 1119 and encodes 372 amino acids. The record is from RefSeq and is a predicted model, not a curated record.